Molecule: messenger RNA, 1793 nt
Organism: Gymnodraco acuticeps
Lineage: Eukaryota; Metazoa; Chordata; Actinopteri; Perciformes; Bathydraconidae
Exons: 2
Coding region: 716-1777 (353 amino acids)
Source: RefSeq, a predicted model, not a curated record
ACACGUCAAGCGAGCCAAUGCUAAAGGCUUAUAUGCACUCAUUAUGGGAGGUAAGAUAUUCUUUUCUGAUGACAUGUGAUUAUCUAUUUAAAAAAAUAAUAAUUGUUUGCUGAUGACAUUUAAUAAAUGUGCUAUUUUAAAUUAAAAAAACAGCAUUUGCACGGGGUAGAGUGGACGACUGGAAGAAGAGGUUGGUGGGGUUCGGGGCAGAUGGGGCUGCUGUUAACUUCGGGAAAGACAAUGGUGUCCAGGCCCUCCUCAAACGGGAUAUCGCAUAUCUCAUUGCCCUUCACUGUGUGGCCCACCGUGCUGAGAGGGGGCUCGUUGACAGCCUCAAGGAGCUUGACAAGCUCAAGGCACUUCAUCAGAACCUUAAGUGGCUUUACAAGCACUAUAAGUUCAGCCCAAAAGCCUUACAUGAGCUGCGUUUGGUAGCGGAGGCCUUGGAGGAGAAAGUGCUGAAGCCAACCAACCUUGCUGGGGCGAGAUUUCUCCCUUACAUACACAAAGCCAACAAGGUAGGUCUAAACAAAUAUUUAAUAGAUAAUUAAAUCUCAUCAGGAUAGAAAAUAUAAAAUUGCUAUCUUUAUUGCAGAUUGUGUGCGAAAGCUACGCGGUAUUCGUGACCUACUUCCAGGAUCUCAUAAGCACUGAGAGAAGACCGAAGCCAAGCCCAAAGGUGCGAGGAAGGGCGUACAGGAUCCUCACCUUCCUCAUGGACUAUGACAAUGUACUUUUCAGUUAUUUCAUGCGUGACACUUUUGAAGCCCUCUCUGAGUUGUCACUGAACUUCCAGAAGGACAGCCUGACUGUAUGUGAUGCUGUGGAAGCCCUGGAGACAUGCUCACUGAAGUUAGUGGACCUGCAGUUCCAACCAACUGAGGGGAUGCAGGAGGUCAUUGAUGCAGUCUCAAAAACCGGCCUCUUCCGAGGGACUAAACUCAAGUAUGUCAACGAAGGGCAGAUUCUCUUUCUCCGGAAGAAAGUCAUAGAUGUGCUCAUCAAGCACCUGGAGAAAAGAUUCCAAGAUCUCCAGAAAGGGAGUGUCCCUUCAAAAUUUUCCAUCUUCAACCCCAGUCAGUGGCCCUCUGACAGACAGGAGCUGGCUGCCUAUGGCAAACAAGACUUUGCUGAUAUCUGUGAGCAUUAUCAGCCCCUGAUGGACGAGCACAGUGUUACAACUAAAAUGCUGAAGUCUGAGUUCAUCCUCUACAAGAGUUAUGCAGCAGCCCGCACACUUCGAAUGCCACAGAUCUUCUCUGGCAUCCUGUGUGACACUGAGAGAUGCAAACAGUAUAAGGGGCUGUCAAUACUGUUUGAAAUAUACCUUGUUCUGGCAGUCAACACUGCAGUGUGUGAGCGGGGGUUCAGCUGCAUGAAGAGGGUGAAGAACGACUGGCGUUCCUGUCUGGGUACUGAGCAGCUCAGCCGCCUGAUGUUUUCCUCCAUUGAGGGCCCCUCAAUGGACAACUUUGAUGCUGCCGGAGCCGUGGAGAAGUGGUGGACCUCAGGAAAUAGGGCUCGUCGCCCUGGCUUCAACCCGUGGCAGAAGGAGCAGGAGCAGGAGAUACGGGACGACCUCUAUGAAGACCUGGUUCUUAUGGAUCAGGAAGCCGAGCAGGAGGAGAAUGUGCGCCAGGAGGCCAUAUCUGACGAGCUCGGACUUGAGGCAGAGAAUGUGGCUGCUGGCGAGAAGCGCUUGGCUGAAGCUCUUGACGACUCAGAUGAGUCAGACAUAGACGAGUCAGACAUUGACACUUUCUUGAAAGACUAUUAGUCGUUGAAUCAGCAAA